AUGCGCGUGCGUGCGCGCGCGCACGCGGACGCGGCGUCGACCGAGGUGAAGCAGUUUUAUUAUUGCGUCGCGAACGCGGAUUUUAUGUUGAACGAUGAGAACAACGAACACUUUCCGGAGAUUUUGCGCGAGCGCAGACGGUUCUUUAAGGAGAAGGGUAAGGAGCAGGAUUUUUGGAUCGUGCCGAACCCGGCGUUUUUGGACGCCAUGCCCGAGGUGAAGAAGAAGAUUCGUCAACCGUGCGUCGCGGUGGUGACGACGGAUAAGGUGUGGAACGAUUUCGUCAAGCUUCGAAUGGAUAGGGUGUACAAGGGCGGCGUCGAGGGCGCGGUGUGCGAUAUUUUGAAGAGCGCCGCGCCCGUCGAAGCCGACGCGUUCGAGGCGCCCAAGACGUGGACCGCCCCGUACGCCAAGUACGCCGGCGGAUGGUGGCACGUGUUCGAACCGAACGGCGACUUCUAA
Messenger RNA from Ostreococcus tauri, 462 nucleotides. RefSeq lists its product as uncharacterized. The transcript has 2 exons. Bases 1 to 462 code for a protein of 153 amino acids. The record is from RefSeq and is a predicted model, not a curated record. NCBI's taxonomy places the organism in Eukaryota, Viridiplantae, Chlorophyta, Mamiellophyceae, Mamiellales, Bathycoccaceae.